Linepithema humile (Argentine ant) is the source of this 1222-nucleotide messenger RNA. The record is from RefSeq and is a predicted model, not a curated record. NCBI's taxonomy places the organism in Eukaryota, Metazoa, Arthropoda, Insecta, Hymenoptera, Formicidae.
CUAUUACAGGAACGAAAUGGCAUGAAAGAAGAAAAAUGCUAACGCCAGCAUUUCAUUUUGAUAUGUUGAAACAAUUUGUUGACAUUUUCAUUGAGGAAGGCAAUUACAUGACGCAAUGUUUAAAAGAUAUUAAAGGAUCGACUGUUAAUGAUUUAAUCUCCUUUACUAGUCGUCAUACGUUGAAUGUAAUAUGUGAAACCGCUAUGGGAAUUUCACUGAAAGAUAUGGGCGAAUUUCAACAACAGUAUCGCGAAACAGUUCAUGAUACCAAUAAACUGAUCCUAGCUAGAUUAACAAGCCCGUGGUUUUAUGCUGAUGUGAUAUUUGCACUUUCGCCAAUGGGUAGAAGGCAAGCGAAGAAUUUAAAAAUAUUGCAUGGAUUCACCGAGAAAAUUAUUGCGGAAAGAAAACAAUAUCACAGAAACACUAAUGGGCAAUAUUUGAAGCAAUUUGAAAAUGAUUCAGUAAACGAUGAUGAAGAAAUAAUAGGAAUAAAAAGAAAGCGAUUAGCUAUGUUGGAUCUUUUGAUAGCGGCGUUCUAUAAUAAUAAGAUAAGUGAUUUGGACAUCAGAGAAGAAGUUGAUACCUUCAUGUUUGAGGGUCACGACACAGUAGCAGUAGCUAUAUCCUUCACGAUAUUACUAUUGGCUGAGCAUAAGAAUAUUCAGGAACGUGUUAGAAGUGAAGUUAGUGCAGUGAUGCUAGAGAACAAUGAAAAACUUACUAUGACAGCAUUAAACAAUAUGCCAUAUUUGGAAAGAUGUUUAAAAGAAUCGAUGAGACUCUACCCUAGCGUUCCUAACAUAUUUCGAGUUGCGUUCGAAGAUUUAAAGAUACAAUCAUAUAUUGUGCCUUCUGGUGCACUAUUACAUAUUCCCGUUAAAUCCAUUCAUAGAAAUCCCGAUUUUUGGCCAAAUCCAGACGUUUUUGAUCCAGACCGAUUUUUACCAGAAAAUUCUCAAAAUCGUCAUCCUUUUUCUUAUUUACCUUUUAGCGCAGGACCAAGAAAUUGUAUAGGUCAGCGAUUCGCCAUGUUCGAGUUAAAGGCUAUAAUAGCUACUUUGGUGCAUAACUUUUAUUUGGAACCCGUUGAUUAUUUAAAAGAUCUUCGAUUCCGGCUGGAUUUGCUAACUCGAGUUUCAGAUCCAAUUUGUGUAAAAUUUAUUCCAAUCGAACAAAUGCAGGCAUUUAAAGUUAAUUAACAUGUUAAAAAAGUAAACAA